Messenger RNA from Tyto alba (common barn owl), 1984 nucleotides. RefSeq lists its product as uncharacterized. Lineage: Eukaryota; Metazoa; Chordata; Aves; Strigiformes; Tytonidae. The record is from RefSeq and is a predicted model, not a curated record. The transcript has 2 exons. Bases 386 to 991 code for a protein of 201 amino acids. Gene Ontology annotation, cellular component: nucleus.
UGCAGGCAGGUGAAGACCCAGCGCCCCGCGUCCCGCCCCCCCGGAGCCGCCCCGCCCCGGGCCCGGCCCCGCCCCGGCGCGGAACAGGACGCGGCCACAUCCGCUUCCCGCGGCCAUCCGCCCGGUCCCGUGCCCGGCGGGAGGGGAGCGGCGGCAGCGGGGGGACCCCGCCGGGCGCCCCGGGCUUUGGGGAGCACCGUGGGGACGCGCACACCCGCACACCCACACGCCCACCCCCGGGCCAGCCGGUGUCGCCGAGCCCCGGGCAGUGCGGCAGCCCCGGCUCGGCGCGCCCCGGGGCGGGGGGAGCGGAGCGGUGCUCGGCGGGGGGUGCACCCCGACCCAUCCUCGUCCUCACCCCCUCCUCGCCCGCCGCACAAGCAGCAUGAGCGCUGGCAAGUCGAAGCGCAUCAAGUUCUCUGAGGAGGAGAAAUUCCUCAUCCUGGAGGAGUUCAGCCUCCGCAAGGACAUCUUGAUCCCCAAGAGUGGCCGGUACAAGAACACGCUGGACCGGCAGCGCGCCUGGGAGGAGAUCGCAGCCGCCGUCAACAACCUCAGCCCCCUGGUCCAGCGCACGCCCGACGAGAUCCGCAAGAAGUGGCACAACAUGGUCCUAGACGCCCGCAGGGAGCUGGCUGUGGAGAAGCAUCCGCUGCUCCGCCAGCGGCCCCAGGAGAGGCUCUUCCACAACAUCUUUGCUCUCUUCAACAAGCCCAGCCCAGGGCUGCCGGACCCGCUGCUCUCAGCCUCAACCUUAAGAGCGAGGACAGACAGCAGCCCCCCCGGGAUGCUGGAGGCCGCCCCGGACUUGCUCCUGCACGGCCAGAGCAGCGCUGCCGCCUCGGGCCACGGGCCAGCUCUGCCUGGUGGGGAGCCCACCAGCCCCCAGCCCCGCAUCAGAAAGCCUCCUUGGUGCAACCGAUGGGGAGCCCGACUCCAAGGAGAACUUGCAUCCUGGCGGGACCCCCGGCCAGCGUGGAAGAGAGACUGACGCCUCCCAGCACAGACCCUGUGGCCCCCAGCCUGCCCGUGGCUGGGGUGCUCCUGGCAGCAGCUCCCUGUCCCACCUCAGUGCAGGGCCAGGGUGCAGCGGGGAUGGCCCCGGUGCCGCCAGCCAGCUCCCCCGAGCCCCCCGUGUCCAUCCGCAUCAAGUCCCCGCCGAGCCCGGUGCUGGCAUCACCGUGCCUCAGCUGCGAUGGCGAGCCCGGCGAUGCAGAGCAGGGGGACAGGCAGCUCCAGCCCCUCGGCCCCGGAGGAGAACGGCCACCCAUCGGCACCGGAGGGGUCCCAGCCCGGCCCAUGGGGCCGUGUCGGCACGGCCGGGGAGCGGUGGGAGAAGCAGAGCCAGCUGCAGACGGAGAUCCUGGAGUUGCAGAAGGAGACUUUGCAGCUGCAGAAGGAGAAGAUCCUGCUGGAGAAGGAGAAGCUCUUCCUGGAAAUCAUCAAACUCCGCAGGGAGCUGGGCACCUGACAGUCCUCUGCAGGCGCUGGGGUGGCCCAGGGCCACGGUCCCCACUGUGGGGACGGGGACAGCCCACUCCUCCGGGAGAUGGGCACCAGCUGCCCGCCUGCAGCCAGGGUCCCGUGGGAUGAGGCCGGGACGGCUGUGCCGUGAGCUGCCAUCUCCCUCCCACCUCCAGAGCCAGGGCUGUGCCCACCGUGGGCUCCCUCCUGCCUGCUGCCUGCCUGGUAGCCCUCGGCCAGCCCGCUGAGAGCCAGCCCCAGCACGGCGUGUCGUCCCGCCACAGGAGCCUCGUCCCGUCAGGCCAGGGGUUUGGAUGGGCAGCACUGGGGGGGUGCUCGUGGUGUGGGCACAGCCACCCUCUGCCAGUUGCCCGUGUCUCCUCCGGCCCCUUCACUCCAUUUCUCUGGGGGCAUUUGUGGGCUCGGAGCUCCCUGAGCAUCUCGGCCGCGGCAACGUGGGGCUCGGGCACCGCUGGUCGCUGCAGGUGGCCAUGUCUGAAUAAAGGUGAUCUCUGCAGGA